AUUAGACAUUGACGAUCCAUGUAGACUGACAAGCGAAGAAAACCCGAGGAACCUAUACCUGUACCUAUACAUACACACGUAUAUAAACAUACUUGAAAUCCUCCCCAAAUUCAGAGCCCUAGGGGUCCAAACUCUCUUGUCCAGCACAUUUUAUUUCUGAUUUCUUGCUUUCCUUUUUCUUUUUUUUUUUUUGGUUGAAGUUUGUGGAAAUAGGGCAGCAGAUGAGAAUUAAAUUCCUGGGGUAUAUCAACGAAGGAAAUUGUCACCAGAUUUGGAUCGGGUAGGGUCAUGUAUAGAACUAAUAUAAUCGGGUUUGGGUUGGCGGUGGGCUCGAGCGCGUUUAUUGGGUCGAGCUUCAUCAUCAAGAAGAAGGGUUUACAGAGAGCGGGGGCGUCCGGUUCUCGCGCCAGUUCAGGAGGCUAUGGAUAUUUGCUAGAACCUCUUUGGUGGAUUGGAAUGGUCACAAUGAUUGUUGGGGAGUUUGCAAAUUUUGUUGCUUAUAUGUAUGCUCCUGCAGUCCUUGUAACCCCACUUGGAGCAUUAAGCAUAAUUGUCAGUGCUGUUUUAGCUCAUUUCUUACUGAAGGAGAAAUUGGGGAAGUUAGGAAUAUUGGGAUGCGUCUUGUGUAUUGUGGGUUCUACAGUCAUUGUGAUUCAUGCACCUGGUGAACAUAGUAUCAGCUCAGUAGAAGAGAUCUGGGAACUAGCAAUACAGCCAGCUUUUCUUUUGUACACAGCUUCAGCAGUAGCUGUUGUGUUGGUCCUUGUAUUAUAUUGUGAUCCACGCUAUGGCCAGACAAACAUCCUUGUUUAUAUUGGGAUUUGUUCUAUAAUUGGAUCCUUAACAGUUAUGAGCAUUAAAGCAGUUGGUAUUGCUAUAAAACUCACUUUGGAGGGCUAUAGCCAGGUUGCCCACUUCAAGUCCUGGGUAUUUGUCAUGGUUGCAGCCACCUGUAUAAUCACUCAAUUAAUCUACUUAAACAAGGCUUUGGACACAUUUAAUACUGCUAUAGUAUCUCCAAUCUAUUAUGCCUUGUUCACAUCGCUUACCAUUCUUGCGAGUGCCAUAAUGUUCAAGGAUUGGUCUGGUCAGAGCGCUAGUAGCAUUGUUUCAGUACUCUGUGGUUUUAUUACUGUGCUUUCAGGAACCAUGGUUUUGCACAUUACAAGGGAUCCCGAAAAACAGCAAUCUGCAGCAGAUUAUUCAGUACUUUCUCCUCAAAUAUCAUGGCUUGUCCAUGCAAAUGGUGAGAUAUGGAAACAGAACAAUGAUGACUUGCUUCCUGAAUAUGUUGCGCUCAUUCAUCAAGACCAUUUUAAGUAAGCGGAAUGCCAGUAUCACAAACUUGAGUAAAUUGUCCCAAACCAUUUGAAGAUCUAAAAUGCCAGGAAAAUUAAUGGUGUGUGGAUUUUCUGGUAAGCUCUUCUUCAGUCACUGAUCAAGGUUACUUUUUAAUACCAUGUUGGUUAAUAGUUCUGUUCCUUUGAUCAACUUCAAAGUCAUUCUCCUAUUUAGGCUUGAGAGUGCGAUCUAGAUGUAUAAUAACUUAUUCUUUUUGGUCGUGUAUUACUAGCCGAGAAUGAUCCAUAUAUAUUGUAAAAAUCGUCAUGUCAAAAGAAUUAAACCCUUUUGCAUAGAGAUGAAUGGAAGAAAUAUUUUCUUUUA
Messenger RNA from Sesamum indicum (sesame), 1665 nucleotides. RefSeq names its product putative magnesium transporter NIPA6. Gene Ontology annotation, biological process: magnesium ion transport. The record is from RefSeq and is a predicted model, not a curated record. NCBI's taxonomy places the organism in Eukaryota, Viridiplantae, Streptophyta, Magnoliopsida, Lamiales, Pedaliaceae. Gene Ontology annotation, molecular function: magnesium ion transmembrane transporter activity. Gene Ontology annotation, cellular component: membrane.